AUAAGUUGUGCUUUCAUGUUUACGGAGACUGACUUUAGUGAAUAAGGAUGACAGAAACUCGGAAAAGUAGUAAAAGCAAUGGAACCACUCAACCCAAAGAAGGUAUUGAAGAAAACGUGGAAGAAACAAAAGCUAAAUACUGGGACCCUCUGACGGAUGGGGUGAAAUGGAUCGAGAAGUAUGCGGAACCUCUGGAGAAGUUCUUCGAGAGGCUACCUGAGUUUAUAAGCACGUUUAUCGCUACAUUUGCGGUUUUCACAUUCGGCUCAACUUUGAGAGGAGAAUGGGUGGUGAUCCUAGUGACAGCUCUCAAACAGAUCUUCGGUCACACGCAGAGCGACCGCAACAUGACCACAGAGGAGAUCUACAAGCUGUUCACGUCAGAGAACCUGAAGAUGGAGAACUUCCCCGUCAUCUUCAUCUCGGCGCAUGUCGUGUCGUAUGGGACUUACUUCGCUAUUGGCGGAUUCUUACACUGGUACUUCUACGUCCGCAGAAGGCACUUGGCGCACGAGUGGAAGAUCCAGCCCAAGAAGUGGCUCUCCCCGGAACUGGAGCGCCACGAGAUCAUGAUAGGAGUCGUGUCCCUCUUCAUCACGGGCUCCUUCUCCGCUUUCCUCGCCUGCUACAUCUACAACGGGAACCCUUCCACGGUCUACUACCAGUUCAAUGAGUACGGGUGGCUCUGGUUCUUCGCGCAGUUUCCUGUCAUCUUUAUUUAUAUGGACUACACAACGUACAUCAUCCACCGGCUGUACCACACGCCGUGGCUGUACAAGCACUUCCACAAGCUGCACCACAAGUACAAGCAGCCCACCGCCUUCUCCGUCACCGCCAUCCACCCCGUGGAGAUCAUGCACGUCCAGCUCACUAUGUGCCUGCCUUUGUUCACCAUCCCAGUGCAUUGGAUGCCUUUCUACGCGGUAGCCCUGUACAACUACUACCACGGCAUCAUCGACCACUCCGGCAUCAACUUCAAGGGGCAGUGGUGGCAACCCUGGCAGCCUGACGCUGAGUUCCAUGACGAGCAUCAUCAGUUCUUCCACUGCAACUAUGGCUUUAACAUGUCCAUUUGGGAUAAGUUCCAUGGCACGAUGAGAAAAAUCAACCGCAUUUACACCGAAACAACAUUCCACGGUGAAGCACCUCUGAUAGAUUCAGCAGAAGCGAAGAAAAUAAUCGAAACGGAUGAUGAUGCUAAGGAAUUUUUUGAAAAAACUAGACAAAACGAGGCCCCUACGAGUAAAGGCAAUCUUAACUCAAAACAAUGAUACUAUAGAUAACAAUGAAA
Maniola jurtina (meadow brown) is the source of this 1291-nucleotide messenger RNA. Its product is annotated as probable Delta(7)-sterol 5(6)-desaturase. Lineage: Eukaryota; Metazoa; Arthropoda; Insecta; Lepidoptera; Nymphalidae. Gene Ontology annotation, molecular function: C-4 methylsterol oxidase activity; iron ion binding. Bases 48 to 1271 code for a protein of 407 amino acids. The transcript has 7 exons. Gene Ontology annotation, biological process: sterol biosynthetic process. The record is from RefSeq and is a predicted model, not a curated record.